This is a messenger RNA of Frieseomelitta varia, 601 nucleotides long. It is a transcript of the gene mRpS17, whose product is annotated as 28S ribosomal protein S17, mitochondrial. The transcript is spliced from 4 exons. NCBI's taxonomy places the organism in Eukaryota, Metazoa, Arthropoda, Insecta, Hymenoptera, Apidae. The record is from RefSeq and is a predicted model, not a curated record. The coding region runs from base 16 to 543 and encodes 175 amino acids. Gene Ontology annotation, biological process: mitochondrial translation. Gene Ontology annotation, molecular function: structural constituent of ribosome. Gene Ontology annotation, cellular component: mitochondrial small ribosomal subunit.
UAUGUAUGCAUAUGUAUGCCUAGGCAUAAAUAUCACAAUUGUGUAGUAAUGGCACACAAUAUCGCAAGAAAGCAAGCAUUGACCUAUUUAUUAGGAGUAUGUGUACCAUCUUCUAAACAAAAUGCUGCAAAAAUACGAAUACAACGAGCAGAUUUUGAUUCAUAUCUUUCAAUGUACUUUACCAAAUAUGAAUUUAUUUAUGCCACCGAUCCUCAAAAACUUUGCAAAACAGGCGAUACAGUUUUAAUACAAAGUUUACCACAAAAAUUAACCCGCCUUAUUACUCACAAAAUUGUUGAUGUCAUUUAUCCAUUAGGUGAUAUUACAGAUCCUAUCACUGGUAAAAAGGUUGUCAUGGGAAGAUAUAGGGAACAUAUUGAAGAAGAUGCUAAACUUUUUGGAGAUUUAAAAUCUAUGUAUAAAUAUGAUGAAGCACCAGAGAGAGGAAUCACAGCAGGCAAACGAGAUUUUACAGAUAAGAAAACUUAUAUAAAAUAUAGUGAUGAUCCAAAAGAUUAUGACCCAUAUGCUGUGAACCCAUAACUCAUAAAUAAUUCACAUAUAUGUUUAAUGAUUAAUAAAUAAAGAUAUAUUGAAAAAG